This is a messenger RNA of Truncatella angustata, 1800 nucleotides long. RefSeq names its product glycosyl hydrolase. The record is from RefSeq and is a predicted model, not a curated record. The coding region runs from base 129 to 1586 and encodes 485 amino acids. Lineage: Eukaryota; Fungi; Ascomycota; Sordariomycetes; Amphisphaeriales; Sporocadaceae. The transcript is spliced from 5 exons. Gene Ontology annotation, molecular function: hydrolase activity, hydrolyzing O-glycosyl compounds. Gene Ontology annotation, biological process: carbohydrate metabolic process.
AUUUCGCACGUCUGCAGCAGUGACGCAAGUGUGCUCUCGAUGACCUUCGCGCUCGGUGGUAAAACAGAUUGAGUUGCUGUUCCCAAUAUAACGCUGUAACCUAAUAGUAAUCACCAUCACGUCCAGCUAUGCGCUUCUCAAAAACAUUGGGCCUGCUCACCGCCGCCGCCGCGGUCACGGCAAAGUACAUCGUCCCCGGAGGCCGCUGGCGCGAUACAGAUGGUGAGCUGGUAAACGCACAUGCCGGCGCUGUGAUUUGGGACGAGGAUACUGAAAAGUACUGGCUGUUUGGAGAGUACAAGAUUCAGGGCGCUACCGAAGGAGCGGGUGUCUCAGUCUACAGUUCGAAAGACCUAGCAACUUGGGAGCACCAUGGCUUGGCCCUAGAACCGAUUGAGGGGCACCCAUACAUUUCCCCGAAGAACAUCAUCCAGCGUCCCAAGGUCGUGUACUCGGAAGUCAGCAACGAGUACCACUUGCAUUGGCAUGCCGAUAACUCGAGCUAUGGAUUGCUGCUGCAAGGCUAUGCUACGUCUCCCACGGUUCAGGGUCCCUACACCUUCGUCAAUGCGACAGCUCCUCUUGGCAAUUGGUCGCAAGAUUUUGGUCUGUUCACUGAUUACAAGGAUGGGCGUUCCUAUGCCCUGUAUUCCAAUGGCGACAGCCGCGAUGGCCGUGACGUCUAUGUCACUCGCUACGAUGAGGACAAAGCCGAACUCGAGGAGGUUGUGUACCGUUUCCCCAAAUUCGACCUCGAGGCACCCACAAUUGUGCAGACCGACAAGAGCUACUACGCCAUCAUGAGCCACAAGACUGGCUACCGUCCCAACAACGUCGUGGCCUUCCGCGCGGAUAAGCUCGAGGGACCUUGGAGCCAGCCCUGGAUCAUCAACCCGCUGAACACGAGGGGCCUGAACAGCCAGAGUGGCAACAGUCUGCGGAUCGAUGGAACCAAGCAGACUACACAUCUGUACAUCGGCGACCAGUGGGAUUCCAACUCCAACUGGGAGAGUCGAUACAUCUGGCUGCCCUUGAACAUCGACGACGAGAAGAAGGACCUCAGCAUUGAAUGGCACGAUGUGUACGACCUAGAUGUGAAGACUGGCGAGUGGUCGCCGGUCGAAGGCAAGGAGUACUAUGGCAAGGAUGCAACGGCAACGGGCGAUGCUUUCCACCAGGAGGCCAACUUCGCGAGCGGCGGCGUCAUAGCCACGGGUAUCUACGGCAACGACAGCAAGAUCGUUUUCUCGGGCAUCCAAGGCGCUGGAAGGCCGCAGUGGGUGUCGUUCUACUAUCAGAACAUCGACGACAUGGGCUUCGGCGACCAGCCGGGCGGCAGCCCAGACCGUAUCGGCGGGUCGUGGCAGCUACGCCGUGUUGCCAGCGUGAUUGUCAACGGCAACGAAGACAAGGUCGAGACGCUGUAUCAGCGCGACACGCACAAGGGCAUCAUCCUGUCGACGCCGCUGCAGUUGACGUUGAACAAUGGAACCAACAACACGAUCACGAUCGGCGGCCUCUCCAAUGGAUUCGAUUACAAGAGCGCAGACAUUGACAAAAUCGUGGUGUAUCCUGCCGAGAACUAGACUCGAGGGCAAACCAGGCUCAAAAGCGAAGAUAUACACCAUAGGUAGCAGUCGUAGUUACGCCAAGAGUACGUGUAUCUUUUCCGAUUGCCGUUGAAAUGUUUUGGACGUGCAAUGAUGCUCAAAACACUCUGGCGCUGGCCUUCCUUUGUAUGAGUUAACCUGACAAAGAAAUUGGUUGAGACCAGGACAUAUCCUGGGUCUUGUCCUAGCG